AUGGACGUGCCGCCCAAAGGAAAUGUAUUAGGACGGGUCGUGCCGGCCCGGUACAUCCUCGCCGUCCUGGGCUCCAUCGGCAUGGCCAUCAUAUACGGGUUGAAGGUUAACCUGUCUGUCGCUAUGGUGGGUAUGCUGAACCACACGUCCAUAAGGCUGUCGGCCCAAGAGGACUUGCCCGAUCACAACAACAACACCUUGGUGUCUGGUGAGCCUGAAUGCGUUUCGACUAGCGGACAUAAUUCUACGGAGGCGGACGGGCCUUUCGAAUGGUCGUCGGAAAUCCAAGGUUUCGUCCUCAGUUGCUACUUCUGGGGAUAUUUUGUUUCACAAAUUCCGGGGGCCCGAGUCGCCGAGCUCUUCUCCGCCAAAUGGGUGAUGUUUUUCAGCGUCACGAUCAACGUUGUGUGCACUUUGUUGACACCGGUGAUGGCCGAGGCACACUACGUGGCGGUGAUGCUUAUGAGGGUGGGGGAGGGCGUUGGAGGGGGAGUUACGUUCCCUGCGAUGCACGUGCUGCUGUCGAAAUGGGCGCCGCCUGCCGAGCGCAGCGUAAUGGCGGCCCUCGUUUACGCGGGAACCUCACUGGGAACUGUCAUUUCGAUGCUAAUGGCGGGCGUACUUACUGCGACGCUGGGUUGGGAGAGCGUUUUCUACGUGAUGGGCGGCUUGUCGUGCGUUUGGUGCGUUGCGUGGGUGCUCCUGGUACAGGACUCCCCGCAGCAGCAGCCCCUCAUCAGCGCAGAGGAGCGCGAGAUGAUCGUCUCCUCGCUGGGUGGCCACGCCGACGACCACUCGCCUCACAAGGCUGUCACUGUACUUUUCGUGUACUUUGGCCCCUCCAGAAGUUGGCGGUGCCGUGGCGCGCGGUGCUCACCUCGGCCCGCAUUCCUGGCCAUCCUGGUGGCGCACGCCUGCUCCAACUGGGGCUGGUACAUGCUCCUCAUCGAACUGCCCUUCUACAUGAAGCAGGUGCUGAAGUUCAACAUGACCGAGAACGCCGUCACAACUUCCCUGCCGUUCCUGUCGCUCUGGUUCUUCAGUAUCGCCCUGAGCAGGACCCUGGACUGGAUGCGCGGGAAGGGCUACAUCACGACCACUACUGCUAGGAAGAUAGGCACAUUCUUCGCGUCGGCGGUGCCGGCUGUGUGCCUCCUCUCGCUGUGCUACGUGGGGUGCGCGCGGGGUGCCGCCGUCGCUUUGAUGGCCGUCGGGGUGACCAGCAUCGGCGGCAUGUUCUGCGGCUUCCUCUCCAACCACAUCGACAUCGCCCCCAACUUCGCCGGUACCCUCAUGGCUUUGACGAAUACCGUGGCGACUAUCCCCGGAAUGGUGGUGCCGAUUUUCGUCGGAGUCUUAACACAUGGAAAUCAAACCAUAUCGGCGUGGCGGGUGAUAUUCUUCGUGACGAUAGGGCUGUACAUAAUCGAGAUAGUCGUGUACACAAUGUUCGGCUCCGGCGAGCAGCAGCCCUGGAACGAGCCGCCGCGGCCGGAGCGGGACAGCGCCGAGAAGAAGCCGCUCAACGAGAGGACCGAGAAGACGCACGUG
This is a messenger RNA of Iphiclides podalirius (scarce swallowtail), 1551 nucleotides long. NCBI's taxonomy places the organism in Eukaryota, Metazoa, Arthropoda, Insecta, Lepidoptera, Papilionidae. The record is from the annotation of a GenBank genome assembly.